AUGAAUAUGUCAUUUGGAAACGAUGCCUAUCAGAUUAAGAUGACCCACGUGACAGCAGAUUGCACUACUCCAGGUUCUGUUGAUCAUUCUGACCAGCCUCAGUGCCACAUGAAUACGUCAUUUGCAAACGAUGCCCCUCAGAAACAGAUGACCCACGUGACAGCAGAUUGCACUACUCCAGGUUCUGUUGAUCAUUCUGACCAGCCUCAGUGCCACAUGAAUACGUCAUUUGCAAAUGAUGCCCCUCAGAAACAGAUGACCCACGUGACAGCAGAUUGCACUACUCCAGGUUCUGUUGAUCAUUCUGACCAGCCUCAGUGCCACAUGAAUACGUCAUUUGCAAACGAUGCCCCUCAGAAACAGAUGACCCACGUGACAGCAGAUUGCACUACUCCAGGUUCUGUUGAUCAUUCUGACCAGCCUCAGUGCCACAUGAAUACGUCAUUUGCAAACGAUGCCCCUCAGAAACAGGACCUCCCGCUCCUCCUCCCUCCCUCCCUCCCUCCAUCUCUCCCCUCCUCUCCCCUCUCCCCUCUAACUCCUUCUUUCCCCUCCUCUCUCUCUCUUCCUCUCUCCCCUCAUCUCCCUAUCUGCCCUCCUCUCCCUCUUCUACUUACCUCCUCUCUCUCUUCCUCUCUCCCCUCCUCUCCCUCUCUUUCUCUCUCCCCUCCUCUCCCUCUCACCUGUUCCUCUCCUACUUACCUCCUCUCUUCCUCUCUCCCCUCCUCUCCCUCUCCUACUUACCUCCUCUCUCUCUUCCUCUCUCCCCUCCUCUCUCUCUCUUCCUCUCUCUCCUCCUCUCUCUCUCUUCCUCUCUCCCCUCCUCUCUCUCUUCCUCUCUCCCCUCCUCUCUCUCUCUUCCUCUCUCCCCUCCUCUCUCUCUCUUCCUCUCUCCCCUCCUCUCUCUCUCCUCUCUCCCCUCUACCUCCCUCUCCUCCUCCCCCUCCACUCCUCUGCCUCCCUCUACCUCCCUUCCCCUCUCCUCCCUCCCCUUCUGCCACCCUUGCUCUCAGUCUUCCACACACUCCCUCUCCUCCUCCCCUUCUCUCUCUCUUCCUCUCUCCCCUCCUCUCUCUCUUCCUCCCUCCCUCUCCUCUCUCCCCUCUACCUCCCUCUCCUCCUCUCCUCUCCCACGCUCUCCUCCUCUCCCUCCACUCCUCUGCCUCCCUCUACCUCCCUUCCCCUCUCCUCCCUCCCCUUCUGCCACCCUUGCUCUCAGUCUUCCACGCCCUCCCUCUCCUCCUCCCCUUCUCUCUCUCCCUCCCCGCCCCCUCCCUCCGUCUCUCUUUAGCCCAGAGGCAGCAGUGUAGGAGCAGACAGAGCAGAGUGAGUGUGUGUGACAUGUCCAGGGCGGAUGUAGCAGCGAUCGCAGGAACCUCUCAGGAUGAAAAUAAGCCGUGA
Messenger RNA from Knipowitschia caucasica, 1401 nucleotides. Lineage: Eukaryota; Metazoa; Chordata; Actinopteri; Gobiiformes; Gobiidae. The record is from the annotation of a GenBank genome assembly.